AUUCUGCGAAACGUUAACACGCAUGCGCACGGAGGAAGCCCGGCCAGUUCGAAUUUAAAUUUGUAUCAAAUAUUAGUAGACACUACCUUCUCAUAUUUAGCUGGUGUUUUUAAGCUCGUGUGUUCCUUAAUACCUAACUGGAGGUGUUCGGCUGAUAGUAUAGGUAUGGAACCGACGGAAAACAGUUGGGAACUGAGCAAGGAGAACGUCCAGCCGCUGCGACAAGGACGUAAAAUCGCCAACCUAACGGCGGCGCUGCAGCCUGUCAAUGGCCAAGAUGGCGGACUCAGCCGCGUGCAGCAGGAAAAACAAGCCUUCGAGGCUGAACUCCGGAUGUACACAGGGGAUGAUCCGUUUAGUGUCUGGGAUCGGUACAUCAAGUGGACGGAGCAGAACUUCCCAAAAGGCGGGAAGGACGGAAACCUGUCCACCCUGCUGGAGCGCUGCCUGCUGUUCUUUAAGGACGACAAGAGAUACUCCAACGACCACAGAUACCUGCAGGCCUGGAUCAAGUUUGCUGGCAUGACCAACCAGCCCAUGGACAUCUACAACUUCCUGCAUGACCAGGCCAUCGGUGCACAGGUGGCACUCUUCUGGGAGGCCUGGGCCUGGGAACUGGAGCAGGAGGGAGACACCAAGAAGGCCGACGCUGUAGCCUUCGAGGCUGAACUCCGUAUGUACACAGGGGAUGAUCCGUUUAGUGUCUGGGAUCGGUACAUCAAGUGGACGGAGCAGAACUUCCCAAAAGGCGGGAAGGACGGAAACCUGUCCACUCUGCUGGAGCGCUGCCUGCUGUUCUUUAAGGACGACAAGAGAUACUCCAACGACCACAGAUACCUGCAGGCCUGGAUCAAGUUUGCUGGCAUGACCAACCAGCCCAUGGACAUCUACAACUUCCUGCAUGACCAGGCCAUCGGUGCACAGGUGGCACUCUUCUGGGAGGCCUGGGCCUGGGAACUGGAGCAGGAGGGAGACACCAAGAAGGCCGACGCUGUGUACGCAGAGGGGAUUCAGAAACAAGCUCAGCCUGUAGAGCUGCUCAUCAGGAAACAGAAAGAGUUCCAGGCCAGAGUGGCCCGUGCCACCCUGGAAGGUGGAGUUCCCCAGUCAGCAGACAUGUCUGGUGCAGAGCCACAGAGGGUGACGCUGGGAGGACUGAGGGGCCAGGGCAAGAAACACCAGGCUCCUGUCAACAGGACUGGGGCAGUGACUAAAGUCUAUUCCACAGGACUGGGGGUGAAACCCUGUGCACCUCCACAAGUAGGACAGGCCUUCUCCAUCUUUAGUGAGGACAAUCCACAAGAACAGGUCAUCCCCACCCCCACAGGAGAGUGGACCAACCCUCCCCUGCCCCGUGUGACAAACAGGGAAAACACGCACAGGCCAGGGAAGUGGACGGAAGCAAAGGUGUCACAGAAAGCAGUGCCAGCAAUCCCCUUCAAGGCAGUGUCUAUGCAGGCCAACUCUGAGUUCUCCAUACAUGUGGAGGAGGGAGCAGCCCAGCCACAGCCAACCCCACAAAAGCCCAUAGAGAUGGGAACCCAAGUACUGAGUGCAAGGAAACCUGAAAAGUCAACAAACCCACUGAGAAACAUGUACAUGCCCCCAUUUGAGGAUGACCCUAACAAAAUCCCCCAGUACUGCAAGAAGUUUGUGUACACGGGACUGGAGGAGUUUCAGUUUGAGGAACUCCGAGCAGUGCGCCACUUAGAGAUGCAGAGAAAAAAGAAGAUGGAAGAAGAAAUGAGGAGGCAAGAAGAACAGCGGCGUGAGCUGGAGGAACAGCAUCAGCGCCUGCUGACUCAGCAGAGACAGCAGCUGCAGGAGCUGCAGCAGAACUUCCAGCAGGAGCUGCAGCAGGAGCAGCAGGCCCUGCAGCAGGAGCGCAGGCAGAUGAUGGAGCAGUGCAGACAACAGAUGCUCAGGGAAAGAGCUGAGAUGGAGAGAUUGCUGGUGGAUAGGAUGAGGGACACCACCCUGGAACCUGCCACUGCCAGCACGGCGGGGCUGACAGAAAGCCACAGGGAGCACACAGUCACCAAACAUCUGAAUUUUGAAGAAAGCCUGGCUUCAGGUCUGCAGCCAUCUGUUCCUGAGACUGAGAAUGUGGACUAUAACACUGAGGUGGAGAUGGUAGAACCCACCCCGGUGAAGACUGGACCUCAGGUGGAAACAGGGGAUCUCCAAGCUGACCUGAGAUCUGGACAGUUGCCACACACUUCUGCUGCCCUGGUACCUACUGGGAUUGAGACACCCCGUGAGCCAAGUUUCACACCAAACUCCUCCAACUGUAGAGGCCCCACCCCUUCCACCACCCCAGGACGUCGGCCAAUCACAGACCCGUCCCCCACCAUCAACACCAAGGCAGCCAUGAUGGAGCUGGGCGAGUUCUUCCGUGAUGACAUCGGUGAUAUGGGGUUUGGGGCAGUGGGAGGAUCAGAUGAUCACGGAUUUGAGGACAACUUUGCGGCAGGCCCCAGUGGCGGCACAGCUAGCAGUGGCAUCAGCUUCUCAGCACCACAAGUACAGACUGGCGGCUUCGGUGGCUUCACCAUAUUUGAUGAGAGUAAAGAGACUGUGAGGGAGGACAGGAUGGAUCUUAAAACUCAGGACAAUUCUGAAGAUCAAGAAAACAAUGUGCCCGAUGGGUACCAGACAGGAGCCAAGCGGCGUGGCCUGGGGGUCCUUCAGCCCUCUCAGGGGAUCCCUGUGGAAGAACCCAAGGAGAUUGAUGACCUUGAUGGCAUUGAACCUUUCGCGGACGACAGCCCUGACAUGACCUUUGCGUCGGGUGGUAACCAGUCAAGCUUCUGCACGAUGGCUCGCAUGGCGUCCACGCCGUUCAACCGGACAGGCCCUGAGCUUCCUGAGCUGCCAGCCAGCAGCAUCCGACCGCUUCACGACUCCACCAGGAAGGCACUCGGCAUGCUGGAGAUCUCCACCACAGAGGACCUGGCUGUGGCAGGAGGCAGCAGGGCUGGGAGGGUGUCAGCUGGGUCGACUGAGGAGACCUUCGACGCAACGUUAGGAAACCGCGCGGCAGCCGCCCUCAGCCCCAUCAUGGAGAGAGGAGAGAGCCAGGUGUCCACAGACCACAGCUCCACUGACUCCGCCCCCUCCCUCUCUGUAGCAGAACCAAUAGAAAGUGAGGCAGUGGCCACAUCAAAUCCCCCAUCCCUGGCAGAGGACGGUGUCUUUGUUGCUGACAUCAACCCUUUCAACCUGGAGGUGGUUUCUUCCCUCCUUGCCAAGGUGCGCGGCUUCCUUACCAGCCACCAGGCGUACCAAGAAGAGGAUGGAGAUAUGCCUGAGAUCAGACCUGGUGUCGCCAUCAAUCUGGGUACUGAGCUGUACCACAUUGACAAGCUGGUUGCGGGGGCAUUUGCCAAGGUCUACCAGGCUUCCAUGUUAGAUGCUGAUGACUUGACUGAUUUGGAGGGAGAAAGAAAAGUUACACUCAAGGUACAACAGCCAGCAUGUCCAUGGGAGUUCUACAUCAACACCCAGGUGCAUGAGAGGGUCAGCAGCCUACAGGAUCCGAUGGACAUUAGACCGUCGCUGAUGAGUAUCGAUGCCAUGCAUGUCUUCAGCAACGGCAGCGUGUUGGUCAACGAGCAGCACAGCUGUGGCACUUUACUGGACAUCAUCAACUUGUACAGAGCAGCUGGGAAGAAGAUGAAGGAGGUGAUGGUGUUUUUCUACACGCUGGAGAUCCUGUACAUCGUGGAGCAGCUGCACCGCUGUCACAUCAUCCACGCUGACCUCAAACCUGACAACUUCCUCAUCAGAGAUGGUUUUGAGGACAAGCCACAGUCCCUGUUCAGUGGACAGCUGCGAGGUUUGAAGCUGAUAGACUUCGGCAUUAGCCUGGACAUGGAUCUGUUCCCCCCCAACACCACCUUCUGUGGCAAGAGCAACACCUCUGCCUUCCAGUGCAUCGAGAUGCAGACCGGCAAGCCCUGGUCCUAUCAGGCGGACCUGUAUGCUGUCCUCAGCACCGUCCAUUGCAUGCUGUUUGGGGAGUACAUGAAGGCCUACUACGAGGGAGGCAAGUGGAAAAUCACCCAAACACCCAGCAGAAGUCACCAUCCCAUCUGGAAGCGGUUUUUCGACACGUUCCUGAAUAUCCCCAGCUGUGAGGAGCUGCCCAGCCUGACCUACUGGAUCUCUGAGUUCCAGCAGUGUUGGAAAAACAAGAUGACCCUGUUUGACAAGGAAAAGUGGGCACAGUACACCAUGUACUUCGAGAAAAAAUAGAUGAAUAAGAGUGUUUUAUUAUAACAAUGUCUAUGAGCAUCAAGUGAAGAAGGUGAAGAGCAUUCUGAUCUCUCCUAGCAUAAAUCAGUACCCCAGUAAAUCUGCACCUUUUUGUGACUUCCUUAAGCUAUUUUAUAUUAGUUGUAGUUGUCGUAGAGCUUGUUUAGGUCUUAUUUAAUGUGUAGUUUGUUUCUUAGUUUGUUAGAUAUCCCAUCUCACUUGCUUUCUGUCAAAUUACUUGCAGCUACUAGUAAUCUUUUUUUUCAGUCCAACUUGUCCAUCUCUUUUGCAGUAUUUACAUUGACAUUUCAAGUCUUAUUGCAAUGCUAAAUGUGGCACAGGCUUAGAAAGACUGUACAUGAUGUCCAGGACACACAAUUGGUAUGUUUACUCCCUGAGUUGUAUGUUUUCCAUAUCAUAAUGAUGUUUCUCUGUGUAAGUUAUAUAAAGAAUACCAAGCUGUAUAAAAAAUGUUGUGUGAGUGUUUAAUGCUAGCAAGAUACAAUUAAAUGUAUUUUAUACCCA
Molecule: messenger RNA, 4782 nt
Organism: Branchiostoma belcheri (Belcher's lancelet)
Lineage: Eukaryota; Metazoa; Chordata; Leptocardii; Amphioxiformes; Branchiostomatidae
Product: mitotic checkpoint serine/threonine-protein kinase BUB1-like
Biological process (GO): protein phosphorylation; mitotic spindle assembly checkpoint signaling; meiotic sister chromatid cohesion, centromeric
Molecular function (GO): protein kinase activity; ATP binding
Source: RefSeq, a predicted model, not a curated record